Molecule: messenger RNA, 1305 nt
Organism: Chanos chanos (milkfish)
Lineage: Eukaryota; Metazoa; Chordata; Actinopteri; Gonorynchiformes; Chanidae
Gene: e2f3
Product: E2F transcription factor 3
Exons: 7
Coding region: 1-1305 (434 amino acids)
Biological process (GO): regulation of transcription by RNA polymerase II
Cellular component (GO): RNA polymerase II transcription regulator complex
Molecular function (GO): protein dimerization activity; DNA-binding transcription factor activity, RNA polymerase II-specific; RNA polymerase II cis-regulatory region sequence-specific DNA binding
Source: RefSeq, a predicted model, not a curated record
AUGAGAAAAGGGGGUUCCUCAUUCCCGGACAAAGUGAUCUUAUCAAGGGUUGGAGGCUCUUCCCUUGACAAAAAUAUAGUUUUGACUUCAUUCCCUGACCGCCUCGCCGCAAAUUACUCGUCUGCAAAUUAUAUUCAGAUUAUUACACCACCGUCUUGUGCCACACAGCCAUCUAAUGUCUGUGUUCCCGAUUCUUCGGCUGGCUGCUUGUAUACAACCCCACUACAAGGGUCAACUAACGGAACAGGACAGCGACCCGCUUUAGGACGACCUCCGGCCAAACGCCGUUUGGAGCUGGACAUCACAGACCACCAGUACAGUGAACCGGCCAAGACAGGCAGAGGACAGAAGGCAGCUCUCAGUCUGAAGAGCCCAAAAGCUCCUAAAACUCCUCCUGAGAAGACCCGUUAUGACACGUCCCUGGGGCUCCUGACCAAGAAGUUCUGCCAGUUAUUGGCUCAGUCCUCUGAUGGCGUGUUGGAUCUGAACCAGGCUGCAGAUAUUCUCAAGGUCCAGAAGAGACGCCUCUAUGACAUCACCAACGUGCUGGAGGGUGUGCACCUCAUCAAGAAGAAAUCCAAAAACAACAUUCAGUGGAUGGGGUGCAGCCUGACGUCAGAGGGUGGACCUCUGCAUCCAGACCAGAGUUUGGGCAGAGAGGUCCUAGAACUCACCCAGGAAGAGAGACGUCUGGAUGAGCUCAUCAAAACCUGUUCCCACAGCGUCCAGCAGAUGACCGAAGAGUUACACAACCAGAAGUAUGCCUAUGUGACGUAUCAGGACAUCCGUAGGAUCAAAAGCCUGAAAGACCAAACCGUUAUCGCGGUCAAAGCUCCAUCUGAGACCAAACUGGAGGUGCCUGACCCUAAGGAGAGUUUGCAGGUCCAUUUAAGCAGCUCCCAAGGCCCCAUUGAUGUUUUUCUCUGCACGGAUGACAGCCCUUUUCACAAUGGCCUGGAUGUGAAUGGAAACCACGCUGCUUUUCUCAAAGUCUCACAAGAAAACGGAGCUGGUGGAACGAUGGACAGUCUCACAGUGAAUGGCAGCAGCAAUGGGAGCGUUAACAGGAAUGACUGCGCCUCCCCGACAGACGCCUCACACUCCUCCGCGACUCCCAUGUCUCCUCUAACCUCCUCCCUCUCCAGCAUCCUCCAACAACCAGAAGACCAGAUCCCUUUCGUCUCUCUCUCCCCCGCCCUCCUCAGCGACGACUACAUGCUAGGCCUGGACGAUGAACAGGGCAUCAGCGACCUCUUUGACUCCUAUGACCUUGACACGCUGCCUCUGGAUGACCUUUUGGUAUGA